Molecule: messenger RNA, 1356 nt
Organism: Drosophila sulfurigaster albostrigata
Lineage: Eukaryota; Metazoa; Arthropoda; Insecta; Diptera; Drosophilidae
Product: major royal jelly protein 1
Exons: 3
Coding region: 85-1272 (395 amino acids)
Cellular component (GO): extracellular region
Source: RefSeq, a predicted model, not a curated record
GCGCCGCGACAGUUUUACAUAAUCAGCAGCAGUCGAAGCUGCACUCAAAUCUCGAACUCAAUAGAACAACUCACAAGCUCAGCAAUGACCAAAUUGCUGUCCGUGUUUCUGCUCUCGCUACUCGCUGCAGCUUGUAGCGCCGGCUACAGCUCCUCCAGCGAUUCGUCCAGCUCCAGUUCGAGCAACACGAUUGCCGGCAGCAAGUGCGACAAGAAUCCGCUGACGGAGCUCACCUUCCAGCUGAGUGGCAGCAAUCUUCACUGGCCCUGCGACUCCACCAAGAACAUCUAUGUCCAAUCCGGUCGCUAUGUGCCCCGCAAUGUGAUUGUCACCCGUGCCCAGCUGCAACGCGACUCGGCGUUUGUUGCACUUCCACGGUACAAGCAAGGCGUUCCCUUUACCCUGGGCAAGGUGAACCUGAAGAAGGGAGAGUGUCUGGCCAAGAUUGCGCCGUAUCCAUGCUGGGCCAUUCAGGAGGAGGGCAACUGUCAGGCGCUGCAGUCUGUCGUCGAUGUGGCUGUGGAUCAGAAUGGUCUGCUGUGGGCUUUGGACGUGGGCAUUGUGAACACUUUGGAGCAGCCAAUACGUCGUUGCAGUCCCAAGAUUGUGGCCAUCAACACGGCCAACAACAAGGUGGUCAAGAGCAUUGAUCUCAGCGAUCUGGUUACUUCCGAGUCGCGACUGCAAUUCAUUGUCAUCGACUACUCCAAGGACAACAAGCCCUUUGUCUAUGUCGCUGAUGCUGGUGCACGUAGCAUUCUAGUCUACGACAUCACGGGUAACAAAUCGUAUCGCAUUGUGCUGCCCCGAGCCACAGCGCCCACCAACGAUGUGCUCUACGUGGCGUUGACCUCCAAGCCCGACGGCACCUCGACGCUCUUCUUCAGCUACCUGAGCUCCUCUCGCCUCUAUUCCAUCAAGGGCGAGUAUUUGCGUGUGGGCCAAGGAGCCGGCUCCAUCAUCGAUGUGGGACCCAAACCCUAUGGCAAACAAGCUGUGCUCUUGGGCGCCGAUGGCGGCACUUCGUUGUUCUUCCGCUACAAGGGCGAGAAUGAUAUCUAUCUGUGGGACUCGGAGACGUGCUUCAAGGCCUCCAAUUUGCAGGAGGUGCAGCGUGGCGGCGACUGUCGUCUCUCCACUCAGGUGCUGCCGGGGCACAAGCGUUUCAUGUGGGCACUGGAGAGCAACUUCCAUGACUUCAUCUCAGAUCGCACUGGCUGCAAUGGCGCCUCCAUUGUGCUGCAUCCCGUGGUGCGUGAAUGCGACGAUUAAGUUGUAUCGAAGUGCAAUCAAUCAGCAUUUUUUGAUUAGUUAAGUUAAGUUUUUGUUAUGCUACAAUAAAAAGUUAUUCAAGAC